Messenger RNA from Acanthosepion pharaonis, 1500 nucleotides. The record is from the annotation of a GenBank genome assembly. NCBI's taxonomy places the organism in Eukaryota, Metazoa, Mollusca, Cephalopoda, Sepiida, Sepiidae.
AUGGAUCAUAUAAUGCGACGUUCACUUUGGAGUCAUCUUAGCUCUCAUUUACACAAAGCCUAUAGCAGCAUUUAUGAAGAAAUGGACAAAGAAUUAUUUGGUGAUGGUGGUAAAAAUGCAGUACCGGUGUCAGUAUUAGUAGAUCAUAAGAAUUCCAGUUAUUAUUUUCUGAACACACAUGGAAUUGAAACAGUACAAAAGAUUCUUGCUGUUCUAGCACAUAGCAAUCCAGAUAUUACUUACAGCCCAGUCAUCCAGUCUUUGAUUAGCCUCUUAUUACAUUACAUGGAUCCUUCACAGUGCUACAAUACAGUUUAUGGACUUUUCCGGAAUAAGUCGGAUACAUUCCUAACUUUAAAUAAACUUUCCUACAAUGCAUCGAAAUUAGUGAUGCGUGAUCUCUCCAAAAAGUAUGCAAGAUCCAGUUAUUCAUAUAUUCAGCGAAACAGCACAAGUUCAGAAACAGUAUUCCAUGAUUGGCUUUGGUGGAUUUUCAGGGAUUUACCUUUCCAAUAUUUGGUUCGAGUGGUUGAUUGUUACCUCUUAGAAGGAGUUAAGGUGCUGCACAGAGUGGCUAUAGCAAUGCUUAUCUUAUUUUCAAAACAUGCAGUUAAGCAAUCUCCACAAACUGGCCUUGCACCUCAAGCCAGUAUUCAACAGUUUUGCCAUAAGCUACCAGUUAGAGGUGAUAAAUUCAUUAAGAUGGCAUUUGGUAUUCGUGGCCUUACAAGAAAAGAAUUAAGAAAACUUAAUGUGAAGAAUGAAAUGGUCAUUAACAGUCGAACCAAGAAUUUGACAACUUCUCCAUCAAGUUGGUCUUUAGGAGGUGAAGCAAAUGAAGGUCAAAGUACAUCAAAAGCAGGCCCUGGCACUGUACUCCAAUCAACAUCCUCAGCUGCCCUCAAUAUGGAAUUGACACGGAAUCGACGGUCUAUGUCUGUUGGCAUGGUUACCCUGCCGACCAUAGACUGUCAUUCUUUAACUCAGGAGGAUUUUUAUGUUAUCUGGAGUUGGUUACCUGCCCGCUCGGCUGUCUGCCAACCUCUCUUGUUGUACACAUCGGAAGAACAUGGCGUCAGUCUAAAGACUCUUUAUGCAAAGACAGAAGAAUAUGAACCAACUAUAAUUGUCAUUAAAACCACAUCAAAUGAGGUUUUUGGCGCUUUUUGUUCAUCUAGUUGGGAGCAUCGGAAACAAUGCAGCAAGAAUAUUUCUUAUUUUGGCACUGGAGAGACAUUUUUAUUUACUUUGCUACCAGAUCGUAAAAAGUACCCAUGGGUGGGUUACAAUCGUCCAGAUAUUGCCAGAAAUGCUGCAAGCAUGUUCAUGGCUGGAGAUAAUUCGGUUCUUAUCAUUGGUGGAGGAGGCGGCAAUGCUAUCAUGUUGGAUGAAAAUCUUAUUCACUGUCGUACGGAAAAGACUGAGACGUUUGAUAAUAUCCCACUGUGUUCUACUGAGGACUUUGAGUGUAAAGUUGUGGAAGUUUUCGCAUUCCAGUGA